AUGCCGCGAAAGAAUGACAACAGUUCCAUGGCAGCGUACCUUAGCGGCAACGCUCCCCCAGCUCACCCUGCUCAGCAAAAGAUCAUCUUCACUCCUGGCCACCAUCGAGGACGAAACGGAGCUCCACGGGCGCCGAAGAUGCCGGAGAAACCAGUCGCCCCCUUUGUCAGAUAUUCUCAGAAACACUGGGACACGGUGAAAACGAACAAUCCGGACAUGAAGAUGUGGGAGAUCUCCAAGUUCAUCGCGAAGAUGUGGCGCGAUGCGGCGGAAGAGGAACGCGAGACUUUUAUUCAAGGAUAUGAUGCGGAAAAGAAGCAGUAUCAUGAGCUUGUUAAGCGAUACUACAGCUCGCCACAGUAUCAGAACUAUCUUCAGCAAAAACAACGCUGGGAUUCGGCAGAAGUCCGAGACGACGACGAAAUGACCUUUUCCAUGGAGCCUAUCGACGAUGUCGCUACAGAUGACAACAGCUGCAGCAAUCGAGCAGUUCAUGCCAUGAGAUAUCACCGGAAUACGUACCACAUGCUGGAGAUUUUGUCCGACAACAAUGUCAACAAUCACAUGAAAAUCAUGCGCGCGGACCAGAUUCAAGCCUUGGACUACCACAGAAACAGCCUGACGAACAGCAUCGCGCAGAAAAAAGACGACAUCGAUUCAGCAAAACAGGAACACGAAGCAAAGAAGCGACGAUGGGAGCAGAACUCCGAAGAUCUUGAAAAUGAGUGGAAAAGACUCGCAGAAAUGACUCCACAAGAAUACUUCAAAGAAUACACGAAAAAGCAAGAAGACCUCAAAAAACAGCGAGAAAAAGAGGAAGAAAAACGCCGCCAAGAGGAAGAAGAAAAAGCUCGUCUCAAGAAACUUGAAGCUGAGAGACAAGCCAAACUGGCCGCUGAAGAAGCUGCGAAGAAUCCACCUCAGCAACAAGCAGCAGCAGAAGAGAAAGAAAUCAAGACGGAAAAUAACGGCGUCUCGGAAUCGAACGAAGCAGAAUUGGAGCAGAUGGAGACGAACAUUCCCGCUCCAACUAAACGUCAAGCUCUCGAUGUUCCAAAAACAGAGCCUGUCAGUACCGAAGAUGCUUCAGCUCCUGUUGCUCCAGUUUCCGCUGCUCCUGUAGCGCAAAAUCCUCUUGCCGCGAUGAAUCAGCUCGUUGGAAACGUUGAUAAACCAGUAGCAGCUGAAGUGCCAACUCUAGCUUCAGAACCUGCCAAAAUGGAAGCUCAAUCACAAGCAGUCAAGGCUGAACCAGUUUCCCAGGAAGAAGCAACCCCAACUCCCAAGGCUCCAGAAGAAACUGCCGCUCCAGCCGCAGCUUCUAGCGAUGCGGUGAAAACCGAAGAAGCAUCAUCUUCAGAAGCUAUGGAAACGGACCAACCUCCUGUCGAAACAAAUGAGAAGCCUUCAGAAAGCUAG
This is a messenger RNA of Oikopleura dioica, 1419 nucleotides long. NCBI's taxonomy places the organism in Eukaryota, Metazoa, Chordata, Appendicularia, Copelata, Oikopleuridae. The record is from the annotation of a GenBank genome assembly.